AGUAUUAGCCAACAAACCUUUUAAUUAGGCCAACAAUGACCAACAAACGACCAACAAACGAUUCGUAAAGUCAAAAAUUAAAAAAGUAAAAGUUGCCCGGCUAACUUCUCGGAGGUACGAAUUCAAUACGGCCUUGCGUAGCGUUGUGUAGGGCGUAGGCGUAGAGCCGUAGAGCUGUAGGAACAGGCGCGAGGAGCGUGUCUCCACUCCUCGCGCCUUCAAGACUGCUUGCGAGCAGGCGUUUGUCCAGGCCUGGAGUAGAUGAUGUAAAUGUAGAUCAGGAUACAAACAACAAUGACGAUGUGUUUAUGGAGGUUGAAGUAUGUACAUUGAAAAUUGUUUUUAGACUCUUAUCUCGAAAGGGGGGAUGCUAUUCUGCGUACUCGCUUAACAAUGAUGUUUGUUGGUGUCAGUAAGCUGAUAUUUUAUACGUUUUUGACCACACGCAGAUCUCUUCUUUAAAAAGAAGUAUAUCGCCUUACUGACAUUGAUAAUUGUUAGUACAUAUUUUCAGAAUGGUAUUCUUGAUGUUCCAAAUAUAUUACUACACAACAAUACUAAUUACAAUGUGUUUAUUAACUAUAGACACUCGAUGAAGCAGGUUUAACAACAAAUUGGGCUGAUUGGACCCUGGCAAUGCUUCAAUCGAAGAAGAGUAGUUUAUUACAAGUUCCGGUAUGCGAUGAUGAAGGAGCUCCAGAUUCGAACCUUACAUAUACUGAAGUAGAGGCAAUUGUAGAAACAUCGUCAAAGAAAAAUCAAAAUGCGGCAAACCCUACAAGUUCGACCGUAAAAAAGAAAACUAUAAAGCAAGGAAGACAGACGAGAAUGCCUGUAAUAAGUGCUGUAAGACGCAACCAAUGUUUUUAUGAUUUAGCUCAAUCUAAAGCCGAAUUAGUCGAGCUAAUAAAGGAGGAUCUGCGUGCAAAGUCUGAAAUAGAAAUAAAAAUUUUGAGACAGGCGUUUUGUAUAGGCCUUCACCUGACGCAGCCGGGUCUAUAGCCGCCAGGGCUCUAAAUUUGAUUUUAUGUUGAGCGCCAACUAAUUUUUAUAAAAUCAGUAAAAGACUUGUUUAACGGUGUCUCAGGGAGGAUACAUGGUUGGGAUGACCCUUCAAUAUAAUACCUCUCAGUAAGAUGUAAUGAACGGAAAAAAAUUCUAUAUUUCAGGUAAAGAAAAAUGAGUUUUAUAAUUACCGAUUGUGUGUGAAAACGUCUCUCUCUCCAGUUUGAUACAGUGAAUUGUUCGGCUGGUCACUUGUGAUGAUCAUCUUUUGUAGUCAAUAGUGAACU
Molecule: messenger RNA, 1292 nt
Organism: Ooceraea biroi (clonal raider ant)
Lineage: Eukaryota; Metazoa; Arthropoda; Insecta; Hymenoptera; Formicidae
Source: RefSeq, a predicted model, not a curated record